GGUAUUGAACCAGCAGUCAGACCUAUGGCAUGGAAGUAUUUGCUCAAAUCAUACUCGUUUGCAGACACCUUGCAAGACCAAACAGAAAUCUCAGCCAAGCGACGCGAGCAGUACUUCAAUCUGAAAAUGUCAUGGAUGGAAGUCAUAGAAACAUCGACUGAUGAGCAUUCACCUAAACUUGACAAUGGCCCAGUAGGAGACGAAAAUGAAGAUGCUGAUCUCUUUUCCAAAAUCCGCGAAAGAAAGUAUAGGGUUGAAAAAGAUGCCGUCCGCACAGAUAGAAACACACCGUAUUACGAGUCUGCCUCUGAAGAUGGUCCUUUGUUUGCUGGGUUGCAUGUAGGGGAUGGACUGGUUACUCUCCGCGACGUUUUAAUGACCUAUACCAUUUACAAUUUUGAUCUCGGAUAUGUGCAGGGCAUGAGUGAUCUUUGCUCGCCUAUUCUGGAAGUCAUGGAUGACGAAGUUGAAACAUUUUGGGUUUUUUGUGAGUAUAUGGAAAAAAUGAACAGUCACUUUUCACGCAAUCAGCUGGGUAUGCAACUGGAGCUUCGUCGGCUUGAACUCUUGUUGAAACUGAUUGAUCCACCACUCUAUCGACACAUGGAACAAACUGAUUCUGUCAACAUGUUUUGCUGUUUCCGCUGGCUUCUCAUUUGUUUCAAGCGUGAGUUUCCCUUUCAAGAGAUAAAAACUCUAUGGGAAGUGAUCUGGUCGUGUCCUUUGACCACCCAUUUUCAUCUUUUUGUGGCUGUUGGAAUUUUGAACAUGAACAGAGAUCAACUAUUUCAUCAGCAGGCGUUUGACGAGGUAUUAAAGUUCAUCAAUGGGUUGUCGGAUAAAAUACCUGUACCUGAAACUGUUGGUGCUGGCCAAGUGCUACUUUAUUUGGCGAGAGAUCUGUUUUCCAUGUAUGCACCUUCCGAAUUAUGUGUACAUUUACCUGCUUUGCCCUCCAUUGAUGCGAUGCUCAAAAACCCUGAUCUUUCUGUCGAUGCGUCUAUCGAGCACACCGAAGCAAAAGUCGUGGAAUGUGACUUAUCAGACGACCGAAAAAAGCUUAUGCAAUAUUGGAAGAAUGACAUGGACGAUAUUUCUUUUGAAGAAUGGACCGAAAUUAUGCAAUUGUUUAUUGCACCAACACUUUAG
Messenger RNA from Batrachochytrium dendrobatidis JAM81, 1149 nucleotides. RefSeq lists its product as uncharacterized. Gene Ontology annotation, biological process: activation of GTPase activity. Gene Ontology annotation, molecular function: GTPase activator activity. The record is from RefSeq and is a predicted model, not a curated record. The transcript has 5 exons. The annotation marks the transcript as partial. Lineage: Eukaryota; Fungi; Chytridiomycota; Chytridiomycetes; Rhizophydiales.